AUGGACUGGAAGCGGAGCCUGCGGGGCCGCCUGGCCGCCCGCCGUGCCCCCAAAAAGAGUGAACAAGAACUGAAAGAUGAAGAAAUGGAAUUGUUCACAAAAUAUUACAUGGAAUGGAAAGGAGGAAGGAAAAGUGGGAAUACAUCAUAUACAAACAUACCACGAUUUUACUACAGGCUGCCAGCUGAAGAUGAAAUCUUGCUUCAGAAAUUAAGAGAAGAAUCUAGAGCAGUCUUUCUGCAAAGAAAAAGUAGAGAGCUGUUGGAUAAUGAAGAGCUGCAGAAUCUGUGGUUUCUACUGGACAAACAUCAGACAAUACCAAUGAUUGGGGAAGAAGCAAUGAUCAACUAUGAGAACUUCUUGAAAGUUGGUGAAAAGGCUGGACCUAAAUGCAAGCAGUUCUUCACAGCUAAGAUCUUUGCUAAAUUACUCCAUAAUGAUCCUUAUGGGAGGAUAUCUAUCAUGCAGUUUUUCAAUUAUGUCAUGAGAAAAGUGUGGCUUCACCAGACAAGAAUAGGUCUCAGUUUAUAUGACGUGGCAGGACAGGGUUACCUCAGAGAAUCAGAUUUAGAAAACUAUAUUUUGGAACUCAUCCCUACUUUGCCACAACUGGAUGGUUUAGAGAAAUCCUUUUACUCCUUCUAUGUCUGCACAGCAGUUAGAAAGUUCUUCUUCUUUCUGGAUCCUCUCAGGACAGGGAAGAUAAAGAUCCAGGAUAUUUUAGCUUGCAGCUUCCUGGAUGAUUUACUGGAGUUAAGGGAUGAAGAACUUUCUAAAGAAAGUCAGGAAACAAAUUGGUUUUCUGCUCCUUCUGCAUUAAGAGUUUAUGGCCAGUACUUAAACCUUGAUAAAGAUCACAAUGGUAUGCUCAGCAAAGAAGAACUGUCCCGAUAUGGAACAGGCACUCUGACCAACAUCUUUUUGGAUCGUGUCUUUCAGGAGUGCUUAACUUAUGAUGGUGAAAUGGACUAUAAAACCUACCUGGACUUUGUGCUUGCAUUAGAAAACAGAAAGGAGCCUGCAGCUCUGCAAUAUAUUUUCAAACUGCUUGAUAUAGAGAACAAAGGAUACCUGAAUGUCUUUUCCCUUAAUUAUUUCUUUAGGGCUAUUCAGGAACAAAUGAAAAUCCAUGGACAAGAGCCAGUGUCUUUUCAGGAUGUCAAGGAUGAGAUCUUUGAUAUGGUGAAGCCUAAGGAUCCUUACAAAAUCUCCCUUCAAGACUUAAUCAAUAGCAGUCAAGGAGACACUGUUACCAGCAUUCUCAUAGAUCUGAAUGGGUUCUGGACAUAUGAGAACAGAGAGGUCCUGGUGGCCAGCGAUAAUGACAGCACUGCUGAUGUUGAUGAUACGUGACCUUGAACAGGAGCAGACUGUACCCAAGAGAGAUCUCAGUGUGAUGCUCCAACUGCUGGAAGAGGAAAAUAUUCAUUAGCUGAAUCAAUGCCUCUCCCCUUCUGCCUUCCCCUAGAAUAUAAAAUGUGGUACGUACAGGAGUUGCAGAACUUGCAUCUGAAACCGAAAAAGCAAGUGGUGU
Messenger RNA from Indicator indicator, 1534 nucleotides. It is a transcript of the gene PPP2R3C, whose product is annotated as protein phosphatase 2 regulatory subunit B''gamma. Gene Ontology annotation, cellular component: spindle; centrosome. Bases 1 to 1353 code for a protein of 450 amino acids. Gene Ontology annotation, biological process: cortical cytoskeleton organization; B cell homeostasis; regulation of dephosphorylation. Lineage: Eukaryota; Metazoa; Chordata; Aves; Piciformes; Indicatoridae. The transcript has 13 exons. The record is from RefSeq and is a predicted model, not a curated record.